GAGAGCCGCUGCCGCCGCCGCCGCCGGGGGGUUGGGGGGCGCCGCACGCGACAUGGCCGCAGCGCGCGAGGAGUUACAGAAAGAUUUGGAAGAGGUUAAAGAACUGCUUACGAAAGCCACGAGGAAGCGACUUCGUGAUGUCCUGAUGGCAGAGAAACACAAGCUAGAGCUAGAAAUCAAGAAUCAGCCUCCACCGAAGCCAAAAGAUGCAGCAGAGGAAGAAAAGUCAUCACUGGGAGGGUACACAGUGAAAAUAAACAAUUAUGGUUGGGAUCAGUCAGAUAAGUUUAUUAAGAUUUACAUCUCUCUAAAUGGAGUCCAGAAGCUUCCAGCUGAGAAUGUGCAGGUGAAUUUCACAGAGAGGUCAUUUGAUCUGCUAGUGAAGAAUCUGAAUGGGAAGAAUUACACCAUGACCUUCAACAACCUCCUGAAACCCAUCUCCGUGGAAGGCAGCUCUAGAAAGAUAAAGACAGACACGGUCCUCGUGAUGUGUAGGAAGAAGCGGGAGGAAAAAUGGGAAUGUCUCACUCAAGUGGAAAAAGAAAGCAAAGAGAAAGAGAAGGCUGCCUACGACACCUCAGAUCCUAGUGAAGGGCUUAUGAACCUUUUAAAAAAGAUGUAUGCAGAAGGAGAUGAUGAAAUGAAGCGCACCAUCAACAAGGCCUGGGUUGAAAGCAGAGAAAAGCAAUCCAAAGGCGACAUACCAAUGGAUAUUUGAAAGUACUCUAAGGGCCGCCUUAAUACUGAUCUUCCAUCUGAGACACGCUAUGCUGCAAAGAUCAUUGUUUACAUGACCUUCUUCCAGGCAAAGACAGUCAUUUUCCAUUUCAGGUUGGAGAAAAUAUUUAAAUAAAAUAGCUUAUAAAGCAUUUCCUUCAGUCAAGUGGUUCACCAUUUCCUGAAGAGUGGAGCAUAGGUAUAUCCUUACCCCUCCUUGAAAAAGCAUCUCAGAUGAGUGGAGAGUGUUGUGAAACUGAGAACAGAAUGUAAAAGAAAAGGAAUCCUAAACUAGGAUGGGUUAAGGCCUCUCUCUUGCAAGUGACAGCUGUACCCAUCUGGUUGCUGGGGCUAAUGUCAUGCUCACUACAUGGGGUGUGGUUUUUUGAUUAGAUCUGGGAAAGUAUGUUGAACUGUAAAGCGUGUCACAAAGGGAGAAAUGCUGAAGAAAGUAGAACCACUAUCUCAAGCACUUGAUAGUUGAGCAGAAACAGUAUGUGUUAAUCCUGUGGUAUUAAAAUUUAAUGAUUACUCUCAGAAAUUAAUUACUGGCUGUUUAACCUCUUUUGCAUUUUGAAAAUGAAAACAGCUCUUUGGUGCCUAUGCUAACUGUGGCUCCUUGGGGUGUCUUUGAGGUGGCAUCACUUGCAGGAGGGCAGUGAGCUGCUGAUGCUGGACAGUGAGUUUGCCCUGGCUCUAGCAGUGUACGAGGAAAAAAAGAGACAAGCUCCACUUUCUCCUAUCACCUUUCAAGGGUUUUAAGGUAACAGAGUAAGAAGUAUAUUGAGAUAGCUUAUACUCCAAAAUUUGACUCAACCGGGGGUGAUGGGUUGCUGUCAAUUUGCUGCCUGUGUGCCUUCCAUCUGGUGGUAGCACAGUUUUACUUGGCCUGUUUAUUGCAGCCUCUCAGCCCCACUGCUAGGGAGGGGGACGGAGUAGCCAUUUCCCCUUCAUUGCCCUGCUUUGAAGAAGAGUACAGGGCAAACAUGAGCUUAGCAGCAGGCGUGUUGUUAUUGUUUCCUUCCUGCUUCCUUCUCAUGUGUCUCCCAAGGACAGAUUUGUUUGAUGUUACCUUAUGAAUUAAGGAAGCCAUUACUCUCCUAUUAUGGUCUGGACUAGGACUUACUUGCUACCUUGUUCUUAAAGCAUUGGACCAAGCGCCGCACUACAAGCAGGAGAUAAAUACUAGCACGUUGUAGUUUCUAAUAGGUCCUUUAUCCACUUUGUCUGCUUGUUAAUAUACGUAUAUUAAGUUUGCAUAGCAACAGUAUCUGAACUUGAGGCCAUGUUUUAUUUUCAGUUCGUGUUCACCCUUGUUCAUGGCAGAUUACCACUUUGCCCUGUUGUGCGAUUUCAUUUAUGCUUUUACCCAAAUUACCGUGGUGAACUUACCGUACGGUGGCAAAAAAACUGCUUAAACGAGC
This is a messenger RNA of Gymnogyps californianus (California condor), 2141 nucleotides long. RefSeq names its product calcyclin binding protein (gene CACYBP). Gene Ontology annotation, molecular function: ubiquitin protein ligase binding; tubulin binding; S100 protein binding. Gene Ontology annotation, cellular component: nucleus. Gene Ontology annotation, biological process: heart development. The record is from RefSeq and is a predicted model, not a curated record. The coding region runs from base 53 to 718 and encodes 221 amino acids. The transcript is spliced from 6 exons. Lineage: Eukaryota; Metazoa; Chordata; Aves; Accipitriformes; Cathartidae.